AUGGGUUUGUUGCAGUUCCUUUUUCCUGCUUCCAAGUCUGGAGGUCUUCUACAUGAAGACGGUCAAGAGGACGAGAAAGAUACCUUUCUUCCUUCGCAUCGACCUCUCCGUCCCCUCCAAAGUUCGAGAGGGAAACGGCUGGAGCUCUGUCUGCUUAUCGUUAGCGGCACUAUCCUCAUACUUGGCCUUGCCAUAGCGGUUCUUGCUAUAAACCGAUCUACCGGAGUGUCCAUGCCCUUUGAAUCUGGAUGGGUGACGAAAAUUGGUCCACCAUAUCCAGUGUUAAGCAUCGAACAGGUGCAUUUCGAUGCUGGACUAGCCUUGAAUGAGAAAGGAGAUCUCAUCAGGACCUCUAAUGUCGAAGGGUCCCGUCAAUAUGUUGGCGAGCCAAGCGACGAAAUCGAUUCCAACUGGGAAUUGUUAAUACCUUCGGAUACGAACAUCACCCGCGAAGAAGCUCAGCAGAUAGGUGGUGAAUUCUAUUUCUAUCCUGGUACAGACAUUGCUACAAUUGAGAUAUCCUCUUUUCACUUACUGCACUGUCUAGAUAUGGUUCGUCAGUCUGUGCAAUGGGAACAUUAUUGGCCGAACGGUGUCGACAAAAGGCAACAAGUGCAUGUCGACCAUUGCAUUGACGCCAUAAGACAGUAUAUCCAGUGCCACAUGGAUCUGACGCCAAUUAACCUAGUAUGGUCCAAGAACAGAGGGGGUAUUUUGCCAGACUUCAAGCAAGUCCAUACCUGCCGUAGUUAUCGAGAAGCUCAUGAAUGGGUUCUCCGGAGGAACAUUGCAAACUAUGAAUCCGGUAUAGGCGACAAAGGUGUCGCUGAUGAUGCUCGCCAAACACUCCAGCGGUUGGGAUGGGAGUAG
Pestalotiopsis fici W106-1 is the source of this 870-nucleotide messenger RNA. RefSeq lists its product as uncharacterized. Gene Ontology annotation, biological process: mycotoxin biosynthetic process. Lineage: Eukaryota; Fungi; Ascomycota; Sordariomycetes; Amphisphaeriales; Sporocadaceae. The record is from RefSeq and is a predicted model, not a curated record. The coding region runs from base 1 to 870 and encodes 289 amino acids. The transcript is spliced from 5 exons.